This is a messenger RNA of Anneissia japonica, 4563 nucleotides long. RefSeq names its product fukutin-related protein-like. Gene Ontology annotation, cellular component: Golgi apparatus. The transcript has a single exon. NCBI's taxonomy places the organism in Eukaryota, Metazoa, Echinodermata, Crinoidea, Comatulida, Comatulidae. Gene Ontology annotation, biological process: protein O-linked glycosylation via mannose. The coding region runs from base 76 to 1680 and encodes 534 amino acids. The record is from RefSeq and is a predicted model, not a curated record.
UCCAUUCCACUCAGUUAAGAAGUUUUGUACACUUUUGAGAACGUAUAAAGAAGCAUUCACUGCAAUCACAGAAGUAUGCGUUUGUCUGUAAGGUGUCAGAAGGUACUUGUGGUUUUUACAAUCGUAAAUUUUCUGUUUAUGAUCUAUCUUUUAUCAAGAAAACUAAUGGAGCCUGCAUCAGAGGUAGCUGACCCCGUUGGACGGCGUUUGUCCCCUGGACGAAACAAUCACUUUCAGUUCAUGCAACAGGAGGCUAGGCCUAGGGAUUUUAAUGGAGAUCAUAAUGAUAUAUCCGAUGAUAUAACUUUCAUAUUCAGAGAAUUUGAGUUUGAAGACAAUUGUAUCAGUCAGUGUGAUAGGAAUGUUGCUAAGUAUUUCCCGGAGUCGAACAUUUUGAUUGUAACAGAGAGGAUACCGUACCCACCGAUAUUUAACCUAAGUAAACGAACAAAAAUCGUUUCUCUGUUUAACGGACCUCAUCAAAAAGUUGCAGAAUCUAGACCUGAAAAUUAUAUAUCAACAAAAUAUAUAGUUAUUUUACCAGAUGGCAUCAAGUUUGUUUCUGAUUCCAGAAUAAAAAAAUUUGUACAGUCAUUCAAGCAGUCAGAGCAACAAGGAGAUGAUGUUAAGAUUGGAGCUGCCGGACUUCUGUACCUUUCUUCAGACAAUGAGAAGGAUGCAUCAUGCGAGGACCUUCGAUUUGAUUACCAAAACUGGACGCUUUAUUACAGUUACUCUUACAAAGAGGCUUGCGAUAGUAUUCGUGGUAACCACGUUGUUGUAAUGAAGACCAAUGACUUCCUCACGCUAAGUGACCCUUAUGCACGGCCAGUCUUAGAAAGUUUGUACCUUCAAGCUAAUCUUCAUAAGUGGAAGGUACACUUCUUUAAGGAUGUUAAAUUUUACGUUGAUGAUUGUCAUAGUCACAACGAUCAGGUAAUAUACAGACAGCAGCAGAAUAAAAUGACACGAUUACGCAAUACUUACAAACAAUUUGGUGUUAAGCUUGUGGUUCAUAGUGACGGCAAACAAAGUUGGUUUGGAUGCAGUAAAACUAGCGAUCGUUGUUUUGAUACUGUCUACAACGACAUGCCUGAAUACCUCUACGAGGAUCAUUGGACGCCUCCUUGUUGUAUGAUGGCUCUGAGGGAAACUGCAAAACACGUCUUUCAAAUUCUCGAUGACUUGGAUGUUAGAUAUUGGCUAGAAGGCGGAACUCUUCUUGGCGCUGCACGGCACAAAGGGAUAAUCCCAUGGGAUUAUGAUAUUGAUAUUGGAAUAUAUCGUGAAGACUUGGACAAAAUUUCAUAUCUUCAAGCUGUUAAACAGGGUGGCGCUGUAACAGACGACCAAGACUUUGUCUGGGAGAAAGCAUGGCCCCAUGAAGGGGACUUCUACCGUGUUCAGUAUAGCUCCACAAAUCAUCUUCAUGUUGAUUUGUGGCCAUUUUAUUCUAGAGAUGGAGUUAUGACCAAAGAUUUUUGGAUGGAGGGCCAUAAACAAGACUGUGAAUUUCCUGAACAGUUUCUUAAACCACUUGUAAGGAUUGAGUUUGAGGGUAUACUAGCAAAAGCACCAAAUAAUCAUAAAGAGUUUUUAGAAUUCAAGUUUGGCAAAGGAGUCAUUGAAAAUCCACAAUACCCACAGCCAGAUAGGUUAAAGAUGAAGAUAGGAACGUGAAAACAAUAAUUUGUUUUUUAGUUGUUAUUCAAUUCUAAUCAAGUCUCUCAUUAUCAUGUUAUAAUUUAUAUAUAGUUAAUAACAUUAUUAUAACAAAAUCAUACAACUUUCAAUCAGUACACCAAGUAUAAAAUGUUUUUUUUGUGGAAAAACAAUUAGUUGGCUGUCUUGACGCUUCGGUUAGAUUGCUUUGUCUGUCAUCAGGAGAAUGACGUUUUACCUCAAAAACCAUAUAUUUUACACAUGUUGUACUAAAAAUUUUAUGAUUUAGUUAUUGAUAUUUGCCAUGCAAACCUCAAUGACAUAUUUUUAUAUUAUUAAUUGUAUAACUUCUUAAAAUUUCUGCAGUUGGCCAGUCUUUACAUGGCUCAGUAAAAAAUAGUUUGUGAGUUUUUUAUAUAUAUAUAUAUCUUAAGGCCAUAGUGAUUUUUAAAAAUUUAAACCAAGGGCUAAACCUUAAUGCACUGCUAUUAUACCACUUUAUGCUCAGUUUUGAUAUUAAUUUCUAUAGACAAUCAGUGUUAGGCUGUAAAAAGUGGGCUGCACAUUAUUUGGUUGUUGCAGGCCGCAAAAUUUUGUCAUUGGGCCGCAUUUUGCUCACCUGUGAUUUAUACUAUGUUUUUAUUUUAGUACCCAUGGUGUAUUUAUAAUAAAAAAAGAGUAGAUUUUGUUUUUAAUGCUAGUUUUUUAUGGUCAAUUAUAUAUAUUUAAAAUGUAUAAAAUAAAAGAUUUCUUAAAAUUCUAAAAUGUAUGUCAGCUGGUUUGACAUUUUACACUUAAGUUGCCACUAAUUGUAUUGAGACUGGACUAUGAAAUAAAUGAUAGAAGCUGUGCUUCUGUUUGGCGAAUAAUAAACAAACCUGGACUAAUAAGAAACAUGUAGACUUUCAGUGGUUUUUUUUUAAAAACUUAACUAUGAUUCCCAAUAAUCAAGUAUUUAACAUGAAUUUUUCUUCUUAACUAUGGUUUUUUUUUUUUUAAACUUAACUAUGAUUCCCAAUAAUCAAGUAUUUAACAUGAAUUUUUCUUCUUAACCAUGAAGUAAUGAAUAUUAAUUCAUGAAUCAACCAAUUACAGGCCAGCACUUCCUGGUUGACAGCCAAGUGAGGUUGGUUACUGAUAUUUUGUCCGCAAUUCAUCCAAUGACCUUCAUAGGGUAUCUAGGUCAGCUUAUGUUUUCAUUAUUUAAUUUCAUCAAGUUAAGCUGAUCACUUCCUUUCCUUGAUGCAUUAGCUCAAAGGCAUGUAAAUGUGCAUGUAGGCCCACACAGUUUCAACUUGAUUUCAUUAUUACCAAGCGGUACCCCUUGGUUUUAGUCACUAGGACAAGGUUCUUAAAGGAUAUCAGUGAGACGAGUCAGAAAUAGUCAGCUGGACUGCAACAUGUUAUUAAUGAAGUAUGAAGUAUAUUAGUGCAAAGACACCCUAUAGAGAGUUGGAGAAAGCUUGUGCAUAUUGAUGAUUCAUAUUUUUUCUCAAAUGGCACUACAUUAUUCCUAAAAAUGUCUAUGAGAUAUCUUUAUGAAUAUUCAUAAAAUCUGUUCCAAUAUUAUGCCUAUGAAUAUUCAUAAAAUCUCCUAAAAAACAAUGUAUACUUUGAAUUAUUUUUCACUGUAGGACAACCCUACACUCAAAUCAAAUGAGCCCAAUAGACCAUAUUUGAAAAUGCUUCAUUCCCAUUCAAUCCUUUGCUAUUUGCAAAUCUAUCUUCAUCUUUAGGAAACAGAUCUCCUUUUUGAUAAUUUUCAUUUCUCUUUCCAACAAGAAAUGUAAACCAGUUUUCUAACAAGGAUAAUAUAGGAAUAAUUACUCGGAACUAUAUAUUCCUUUAAUUUUUGUCAUAUUCUUAGAAAUAUAUAGAGUGGCAUUCUAGGAAGUCAAAAUAAAAUAGAUAAUGGAGCAAGGCCUACUGGCUUAUUAGUCAGAGUUUGUUUACACCUGUUACAUCUCAUACUGUACUCUGAUUGUCAGUUUUUGUGUUAUAGGCCUAUACAAAAUAUUUUUCUAUUAUCAAGGGGAACUACAUAUGUAAUAUUUACAUGAAAGACUGCAGGUCGCUUUUGUGAAAUAUAUUAAGUUAAGCAUCAUCGAUGCAAAAUACAGGCGGAAUAUUUUUCUAUCUUCAAUAAAAUGUAUUAUUACUUGUGGUGACCAAGAUAAAGAUAUAUCAAAGAUAGCAAAUUAAUUUUAACAUUUGUUAACUUUUAUUAAUAAUUUCAUAUCUUGGUAAACAUUGACAGUUCCAUACCAAACACUCAAUCUUGAAAAGAUAUGGAUUUUUUUCUAUAAGCUAUUAUUUACAAACAAUAAAAAUAACAAGCAAAAGUAAUAUUUUGACAUUAUCUAAAACAUGGAAUAUUGCUUAAAUAAAUAUGUGCUCAUUUAUAAAUUUAACAUGUAAGGCCAAAUAAAAAAAAAAUUGUGUUGGACGUGCCCGACCGACCAAAAUUUUACUAAAUUCAGGGUCAGCAUUUCAGUUUUUUGUUUUUUUUUUACUACAAGGAAAAAUAUUUCUUUUCCAUGAGCUAAUAAGGCUGAAAUAACCUUGGAGUAGGCUAUUUUAUACCUUUUAAAAGUAAAUACAUUUUUGGCUUAAAAAAAAAAAAUUUCCUACCGACCUACUAAUUUUUAGGAUUUUCCCAAAACGUGGCCAACACAAAAAUUUAUUUUUUUUGGCCUAACUGAUAUAUUAAAUUAUUAUACUUACUGUAUCAUAUAAUUCAUUUGAUGUAUAGUAUGUUAACAAGAAGAUACAAUGCUGUACCUAAGACUCAUUAUAAUAUUCUCUACACAUACAAUUGAGUCACAAGCAAUAUGCACCAUUUAUCAUGAGACAUAAAGAUUAUAAUUUUAUAUUUGAAAAUAAAAAUACAUCAAACAGAAA